UCGGAAGGACUUUUGGACUCUUGCUCAAUGGGCUGACUCAGUGAGGAGGUGGCUGGGCUGUCCUUCCAGACUGCCCCUCCCCAGGCCUGCGCCUGCCAGCAGCUGCCAGACCCUGGCCAGCUGGGAGCCCGGCCGGGGCGUGGGUUUGGUGAGGGAGGGAGAGAGGGGGCGGGCACGGGUGUUGUUUGGGUGCCGGCUGGACCAGCACCAUGGAGUUACACCUGUGCCGCCCAGGUGCUCUCGAGCCCCAGGGAGGCAGAGGUGCAGGUGCUGUCCUUGCUGGCCUUGGACAGUUUCUCCUCUAGUCUCUGCCCCCCAACUGCUCCCCAACUCCUGGAAACCCUGACACAGCCCGGGCCUCCUCCUCUGGCUGUGAGGUCUAGCGGAUGCAGUCUGACCCCCUCAAAGGGUGUCCCAGCUGGGGAAACUCCAGGCCACCCCCACAUCCUGGCCCGGCUUGGGCGUGGUGCCCGCCCUCCCUGCCCGGUGCCCCCUCCUCCCAGAAGCCCGCCAUGGAGAGCAAGGAUGAGGUCAGCGACUCCGACAGCGGCAUCAUCCUGCAGUCUGGCCCUGACAGCCCGGUGUCCCCGAUGAAGGAGCUGACCCACGCGGUCCGCAAGCAGCAGAGGGCCCUGGAGGCGCGGCUGGAGGCCUGCUUGGAGGAGCUGCGGAGACUCUGCCUGAGGGAGGCGGAGCUGACGGGCACCUUGCCAGCGGAGUACCCCCUCAAGCCAGGGGAACAGGCCCCCAAGGUCCGCCGCAGGAUCGGAGCGGCUUACAAGCUGGAUGAGUGGGCCUUGCACAGGGAGGACCCCCUGAGCGGCCUGGAGCGCCAGCUGGCCCUGCAGCUGCAGAUCACGGAGGCGGCGCGGCGCCUGUGCCUGGAGGAGCCCCUGAGCCGGCAGGCGCGGCGGCAGCGCAAGCAGGCGGCGCUGCAGGAGGAGAAGAAGCUGCGCGAGCUCCGGCGCUGCCUGGGCGAGCAGCGGCGCAGCAGCGAGCCCCCUCCGGCCGCCGCGCUCCCCUUGGGCCAAGAGCUCAGUGCCUCCGAUGACAGCUCCCUGUCGGAUGGGCUCCUCCUGGAGGAAGAGGAAUCCCAGGUGCCAAAACCUCCCCCAGGGUCCCCAGCUUCACCUUCCCGGCCUCUCCCACCCCAAAGCCUAGAGGGGCUGCAGCCAGCAGGGCCUGAGACGGGGGGCCUGGAGCGAGCCCCAAUCCAGAACAGCCCCUGGAAGGAGACCAGCCUGGACCACCCCUACGAGAAGCCCCAGAAGUCUUCCGAGCCCUGCAGCGAGUCCAGCAGCCCCGCCACCACACCGCAGGAUGGGCCCAGCCCCUCCAGCCCGUGGCUGCUGGAGCCCAUGUCCUACCUGAUGGUCCCCGUCCGAGGGGCUCCCGGACAGCGGCAGGGCCGCACCAGCGCCCCGGCCACCCCCGAGAUGCAGGGCAGGAGGGGCCAGUCACAGUCUCUGAGGAUGGAGUCCUUCCGGGCGGGUCCCGAGGGCCGCGGCCGCAGCGCCUUUCCCCGCCGCCGCCCCACCCACUACACGGUGACCGUGCCGGACUCCUGCUUCCCCGCGACCAAGCCCCCGCUGCCCGCGGCCGCCUGCCACUCGUGCUCGGAGGACAGCGGCUCGGACGUCUCCAGCAUCUCGCACCCCACCUCGCCGGGCAGCAGCAGCCCUGACAUCUUCCUGCGGCCGCUGUGUCCACCCGAGGCCCCUCGCCACCACCGCGGGGCCUGGGGCCCGGGCGGCAGGGAGCUGGCCGCCCACUACCCCAAGCUGCUGCUGCCCACGGGCUACUUCCCGGCGGGGCGCUACGUGGUGCUGGCCGAGGGCCACCUGCCGCCGGGCGAGUGGGAGCUGUGCCGCGCGGGCGCGGCCUUCGCGGAGGAGGGCGGCGCGCUGCGCUACCAGCGCCUGGUGCCCUCGCACAGCCGCGUGGUGCGCACGCCCUCGCUGAAGGACAGCCCCGCCGGCCGCGCGCUCAGCAAGGCCGCCGUCUCCGAGGAGCUCAAGUGGUGGCACGAGCGGGCGCGCCUCCGGAGCGCGCGCCCGCACUCGCUGGACCGCCAGGGCGCCUUCCGCGUGCGGAGCCUGCCCCCCGGGAGAGACGGCUUCGGGCGAGCGCUGGGGCCCCGGACACAGGUGCCCGCGGUGUGCGUGCUCCGGAGAUCGCCCGAGGGGGCCCCUGUGCAAGUCUUCGUACCCGAGAACGGAGAGAUCAUCAGCCAGGUGUAACCCAGGCCAGGGGCACCAAUGCCCCGAUGCCUCGGCCCCUUCCCCAGGAAAGACUUUCAUAGCGGGGGCUGGGCUGAGACCCCCCUGCCCCCGCCCCCGAGAGUGCCUUCCUCGGCUCCCACCCAUCGCAGGCCGAUGACCUGGAGCUGAGACCUUUUAUCUUUUUUUUUUUACACAAGUCUUUUUCAGAAGCCCUGACCUGAGGAUUUAUAUUAAUAUUUGUCACUUGUCCUCAAGAUCCCUGUAAUAUGAUCAUGAGUUACCACCCGGUGGACUCUGGACCCCUGGACGAAAGGCCUUAUCCGUCUGACAGACGGCAUCUAUCUGUCGCUGUGUGCGAGACUCGGGGCAGGGGGUGCUCGGAGCAGGGAGGGAGCGCCACCUCGGGAUUCUGCAGAACUUCCCCCAAGAACGGCCUUCCCUGGAAAGCGGGCGCUCUCGUCCCGUCCCGCUGUUGCCGGGUGCUGGUGUGGCGCACACUCGUGCACGAAACUGCCCUCCCAUUCCCAGGUCUCUGGGAACCGCAGCCUGGGCCACGGGAGAAUCUCCUCCCCUGUGUAAUGUGCUCUGUGAUGCACGCACCCAGCGCGGGGACAGAGUCCACCGUGUCCUCGUGGACCGCUGUCUUCCCGGACCCCAGAGAUCCCCUUCAGGGGUCCAGCCACUGCCCCUCCCUCUGCCCUGCAGCCCCCAGACCUCCGAGCCUUGAGUCAGGGGCUUCCCCGGAUGGAGGAACAGGGGUCCGGCCGGCCUGCGCUGGUUGGGCACAGCAGCUCCCCCUUGACAGCCACCACUGGGCGUUUCAAGGGCUCAUAGUCCCACCACCAACAUCUUUUCUUUGUAGUCCUAAACACCAACGCCUUACAAGUAUUUCUGGAAAGGCACCACUUUUGUGGCAUUUUCUGAGGGGAGGGAGGCAGGAGGUCACUGUUCCUACGUCCCUCGAAACUAUGCUUCUGCUCAGAGAACGCCCUUAUUUAUAGAAACGUGGGCAUAGUCACUCCCGAUCUGCUGGACCUUCCUCAAGGGCAUUAACGAACUGUCUGCGAGGCGGGACAAGGGCAAGUCUGGAGGCCGCCUGGCUGGGACCGCCCGACGGGCCCCAGGCUCUCGUCCUAGAGCCGUCUUUGCUUGCAGGACAGAUGCCCGGGUCGGGGUCCUGCUUCAGGGAGAAAGCAACUGGGCAGAGGCUAGGAGGGGUCGGGACAGCUGAGUUCUGUGCGGAAUUCGCUCCCAUCCAAGCGCCUGAACCGGCGCAGAGCCUGAGUGUGGCAGACGGCUCCGAGAACGUUGACGCCCGGCCCAAAGGGGGCACGUUUCUUCUCCCUGCUGGAGAGAGAAAGUGGCCGAUUGCACAAGGGGACCAGGGCAGGAGCCAGGGUGGCCCGUCAGAGGACUCUGGGGGAGGAGAGGGGAGACCGGGGGGGUCACACCUGGCAUUUCUCUCAUUGAGUUCUUACCACAUCCUGCGCCAGUCACCACCUUUUGGGCCCACUCUGCCCCCCCAUUACAUUUGAAUGCCCGACUUCGGAUGCUGUUCUUGCAGUUUGUCUCCAGGCCCCUUUCCCUGUGUCCUUCCCGCAGCCCAGAACUUGUCGGGCUGAGCGCCGGCCCUCCCCCACACCUGAGCGUGCUUUGUAUUAACUUAUUGGUCCUAUGUAACGCCCAGAGCAGCUGCAAAGUGGCGGCUGCGCCCUCAGGCUGCGGGGCUGGGACUGUGGGUGUUCAUGAAAGAUACUGCAAUAAAGUCUGUGCUUUGCGAUUGGCUGAA
Microcebus murinus (gray mouse lemur) is the source of this 4011-nucleotide messenger RNA. The record is from RefSeq and is a predicted model, not a curated record. Lineage: Eukaryota; Metazoa; Chordata; Mammalia; Primates; Cheirogaleidae.